Molecule: messenger RNA, 1395 nt
Organism: Botrytis deweyae
Lineage: Eukaryota; Fungi; Ascomycota; Leotiomycetes; Helotiales; Sclerotiniaceae
Exons: 2
Coding region: 1-1395 (464 amino acids)
Source: RefSeq, a predicted model, not a curated record
AUGCAGUUCCUCGACCUCGCACCCGAGUUGGUCCAUCAGAUUUUACUCGAAGCCGUCCUUACUCGCGGGAUCCAUAGAUCUAUCACAUUAAGACUUGUAUGCAAGCGGUUUUAUUAUGACGUCCAAUUUGCGCUAUUUAGAUCUCACCUUCUAGACGAUUACAAGACCAACAGACUCUUAUGCCUCUGGGAAAUAGAUGGAAAUAAAUGGGCGAGCACAUUUUGGCACUCCUACCUUGUAUACAGAGUCCAAUAUAACUCCGAUUCCUGCCCACCCCAUUUUUGCCACAUCCGCAGACUUGUCGAAACUCUCUGUGCGGAAACGGGCAACGACGUGAGAACCACAAUCGAAAGACUUUGCUGGCCGAUAUUAAGACACGCAACAAAUCGUGCCAGUUCCAAUUUGAUUGAUUUAAACUUCAAGUUGGAUCUUUUAUGUGCCGCAACUUAUCUCAAUAUCAUCCCUGUAGUAAAACGCUUACUCAAAGAAGGAUACCCACCACGGACUAUGCGCGAUCUCUUCGUUACACCUAUGGCAUUGGCUGCAUGGGCAGGAAAUAAAGAUCUACUAGAAUAUUUGCAAAAGAUGGUGAUUGAAAGCCAAUCAAGUCACGAUUCAGAAGCUGAGCGCUUCAGCUCGAUUGUAACGGCGGCAAUGAGCGGAGACAUAGAGAUGGUACGCACUGCUUUGUAUCCGCCAUCGUGGUCAACUAUCAAUGAUACGAACUUCAUAGACGGGUCGUUUAUCCCCCUAGAAUCAUCCGCUUCGUUUUCUCUUUGGAAAGCGCAAAGGUCCACAGGGAAUCUUGAAAUAUACAAAUACAUUGAAGGAUUCUUUCCAAGACCUGUAGAGCAACCGAGCAAGAGUCUCCUAGUGUUGCAUAUUCGUUUAGGAAAUUUCGAGAUAGUGAAGUACAUCCUCGAUACAACAGGAACGUUUUUCCGUGGGGUUCGGGGUGCCGACGGAGCAAAGCAUCGAGACAUGAUUCAUCUUCUACUUGAAUACGGCUUCGAUAGAAACUUCUCUCGCUUAGACGGACAGCAAUCGGAAUGGCUAGGAAAUAAAUCUAUAUCCAUUGAAGCCCAGACAAGAAAUAUGCUACUCGUUCACAAGCUCUUCGAUCGCGGGGCCGGUAUAGACGAUGUUAUAACGGCCAAAAGUGCGCUAAAAUGGGCGAUAUCAAGGGAGGAUACGGUUAUGGUGGGGAUACUUUUGGCUUCGGGAAUCGAUUUGGCAAGUUGCGGAGGAAGGAUGUUGAAAUUGGCUGUAACCCUUGGUCUUGACUCGAUGGAAGACAUUUUGCAGGCGGAGUUCUUCAAACUUUCAAUACCUCAAAGGGCGCGUUGGAUGAUGAUAUCGGAUGGCAGGAUCGAUCCAGAGAAACAUGAACAAUGA